GUCUCCAUCCCCAUCUCCGUCCCCGUCUCUGUCUCCAUCCCCACCCCCAUCCCCACCCCCAUCCCCACCCCCAUCCUCACCUCCAUCCCCCACGUUAUAUUUUCCACAAUGUGCGACGUCUCCGAAGGCAUUCCGAGCACGCCAAUGACGCGCUUCGAGCGCAAGCGCGUCCCGGGCAAGUGCAUCAAGUGCAAGACAGCGCAGCCCAACGUGGUGAUCCGCGGCUGCCUCUACUGCAAGCCGUGCUUUGUGCGCGCCAGCAUCGCCAAGUUCCGCACGGCUCUGAGCAAAUCGCGCAAGCGCGCCGAAGGCCAGCCAACAGACCGCGCCAUGGUCGCUCUGUCGGGCGGCGCAUCGUCCAGCAGCAUGCUGCAGCUCACGCUGGACUACCACCGCACCGUGGCCAUGAAGGGCGGCUCCGCACAGCCGCUUUAUGGCGACAUUGUGGCCGGCCAUGUUGACGAGUCGGCGCUGUUCGGCGCGCCUGUGGGCGACCAGGGCGGCAUUGCGGGCAUUGUGGGCAAGGGCACUGCGCUGCACUGCGCCCGGCUCGAGGACGUGUUUGCGGCGGGCGAAGAGGGCGAGCAGCCUGUGCUGCUGCAGAUUGUGCGCGCGAACAUCGCGCCCGGUGCUGGCAUCGACAGCUUCUGCGCGCAGCUCGUGCGGCCCGCGGACUCCGCAGAGGUCGCGCCCAAGGAGCGGCUGGCCAGGCUGUUUGCCGGCCUGGGCUCGGCAACCAACCGCGAGGCAAUGCUUGAGGCGCUCAAGACAUUCCUUCUCGUGCGUCUGGCUCGCACCGCCGGCUGCAACGUGCUGCUGCUGGGCGACUCGGCCACGCGCAUUGCCACGAAGAUCGUCGACCUGACCAGCCGCGGCCGCGGCUUCUCGCUGCCGCUGGAGGUCUCCUCGGAGUCGUCCUGGUUUGCCGGCCUGACUGCCAUGCGCCCGAUGCGCGACUUCACGUCGAAGGAAAUCGCCUUUUUCGUGCGCUGGACUGCGCAGCGCACCGUUGUCGUGCCGACAUUUACGACCGGUGCUCUGCCGCGCGCGUCGAUCGGCCGGCUGACCGAGGCCUUCGUCGUCGGCCUCGACCGCGACUUUGCGUCGACCGUGUCCACCGUCUGCCGCACUGUGCAGAAGCUCGAGCCUAGCCCUGAGGCCCUUAGCGCGCGCCCCUGCAUUGUGUGCGCGAUGCCUGUGGAGCCCGGGGCCCAGGCCUGGCGCAGCCGCCUGACUGUCAGUGACCCCCAGCAGGGCCAGGGCCUCCGGAGGCUGGAUGGCCCUGUGGCGGACAGCGGCAGCGUGGCGCUGGACAUUGCGUCGCACCUGUGCUAUUCGUGCCAAGACGUUCUGCAUUUUGCUGACUCUGACGGCCUGGAGCUGCCGGGGUUCAGCGUCGACCGCUAUCGCAGCCAGGUGGCGGCGCAGCCUGUGGCUGGGGAGGACGAGUCAAAGCAUGAAGCGCUGCGCAAACGGGUUGAGCACUUCUUUUUAGCCGACGAAGAUGAUGAUGCGUGAGUGGAAUGGAUGGCCUGAUUCGUGGUUUUUUAUUUAAAAUUUUUUGCUUUUGAAGACGAAUCC
Kickxella alabastrina is the source of this 1581-nucleotide messenger RNA. RefSeq lists its product as uncharacterized. The transcript has a single exon. Gene Ontology annotation, molecular function: tRNA binding; sulfurtransferase activity. The record is from RefSeq and is a predicted model, not a curated record. Gene Ontology annotation, biological process: tRNA wobble position uridine thiolation. Bases 109 to 1518 code for a protein of 469 amino acids. NCBI's taxonomy places the organism in Eukaryota, Fungi, Kickxellomycota, Kickxellomycetes, Kickxellales, Kickxellaceae. Gene Ontology annotation, cellular component: cytosol.